Messenger RNA from Aspergillus campestris IBT 28561, 1090 nucleotides. RefSeq names its product 5'-methylthioadenosine/S-adenosylhomocysteine nucleosidase family protein. The record is from RefSeq and is a predicted model, not a curated record. Gene Ontology annotation, biological process: nucleoside metabolic process. Lineage: Eukaryota; Fungi; Ascomycota; Eurotiomycetes; Eurotiales; Aspergillaceae. The transcript is spliced from 2 exons. Gene Ontology annotation, molecular function: catalytic activity. The coding region runs from base 65 to 1090 and encodes 341 amino acids.
CGGAGCCCAAUUCGACCUUGCAUGUUAUCGCCUAAUUGAUCAUCAUCGGGUUCACGCAUUUAAGAUGGACAGCGAAAUGGAGGAUCUAAAGCCUCUCUCGAGCCAGCUGCAAUGCAGUGAUUAUACUGUGGGAUGGAUCUGUGCGCUCCCCAAAGAGCAAACUGCAGCUACAGCUAUGUUAGACCAUAUACACCCAGACCUUCCCAAACCGCCCAAUGAUCCCAACACGUAUACUUUGGGAUCCAUCGGCAAACACAACAUCGUUGUCGCUUGUUUACCAAAAGGGAGAAUCGGUAACAAUUCAGCAGCAAUAUCUGCGACCCAAAUGAUACGCACAUUUCUCUCCAUAAAGGUUGGCCUUAUGGUUGGCAUCGGCGGUGGAUUGCCCACUAAGACCAAGCUGGGAGACGUGGUGAUCGGUGCCCCUGUGGAUCAAUAUCCAGGGGUAGUUCAGUGGGACUUGGGCAAGACAGAGCAGGGGGGGGAUUUUAGACGCAUUGGCUCUCAGAACAGCCCUCCAAACGCUUUAUUGACAGCUUUAGCCAAAAUGGAGACUCGAAGUCAACUGAGCGGCUCAAAGAUACCUGACCAUCUGAAAGAAAUGGAGAAGAAAUGGCCGAAUCUCAUGAAAGAAUUCACUUGUCCGGCACUUCAUGAUGAGCUAAACGUCUCUCCAAUCAAGUUUCGUCCGGGGAGCCAGGGAUGGCAAAUUUCUCACGCUUCCGGUCAAUGUAAAGCCCAGCCGGAAGAUAUACGCGUGCAUUAUGGUUUGAUAGCGUCGGGUAACCAAGUUAUCAAGGAUGCCGAGCUUCGGGACUUGGUCGACCGGAAUCUCGGUGGAAAUGUACUAUGCGUGGAAAUGGAAGCCGCGGGGCUAAUGAAUAUCAUCCCUUGUAUCGUGAUCAGGGGAAUAUGUGAUUAUGCUGAUUCCAAAAAGAUUAAGGAUUGGCAGGAAUAUGCUGCUUCUGUGGCUGCGGCAUGUGCAAAAGAGCUUUUGGAAUAUGUCCAUCCAAGCGAUGUCAAUGAAGAGCGUCCCGUGCAGGAAAUUUUGGGUGCUGGUAAGUUAUCCAGCAGCAUCUCAAUGACCUGA